Miscanthus lutarioriparius is the source of this 579-nucleotide messenger RNA. NCBI's taxonomy places the organism in Eukaryota, Viridiplantae, Streptophyta, Magnoliopsida, Poales, Poaceae. The record is from the annotation of a GenBank genome assembly.
AUGGCCAUCACUAGGAUCCAGCCGCUCUCCGCUCACCUCCACCCACGCGCCGCUACUCCGUCUCCGACUGAUGAUAAUCCCGCGGCCGGGAAGAAGCAGGUGUACACGGUGUGGAUGAAGUCGCUGGUGCUGAGCGGCCACGGGUGCACCGUCUACGGCGAGGACGGCCGUGUCGCCUACCGCGUCGACAACUACGCCUGCAGCCGCAGCCGCGAGGCGUACGUCAUGGACGGCGACGGCAGGACGCUGCUCAAGCUGCUCAAGAAGAAUUUUGCGGCGUUCGAGACAUGGAAGGGCUACUCUUACCGCACAGCCGGCACUGGAGGCCUGGAGCAGCAGGAGAGCUCCAAGCCAUGGUUCAGUGUUCGCAAGGCCCGUCGGAUCCUGAAGAAGGGAGGGCCGCAGGACAGUGGCGGAGCUGUGGCGACAAUCUGCGUCAGCGGGGAGGUUUACCGGAUCGACGGCGUGCCGCGCAAAUCGGAGUACAGGAUCAGCGGCCCCGACGGCGAGGUCGUGGCGGAGACGAAGAGGAAGCAGACGGAGUCAGGGGUGGUGCUGGAGAAGACGUCCUCAGCCUGA